UAUUUUCAUCAACAUCUACUCCACACCAAAAACAAAAAAAAAAAACACCCUACUCCCCCCUUUCUCUGCCGCAAGCUUCCCUUCCUCUCUCGGUCUUAAUGUUCUGAAAUUCGAUUUUAACUGCAUCAAUGGCAACUACCACUGUGAGCUUGAAGCUCUUGAUUGAUACAAAGGGCCACAGAGUUCUGUUUGCCGAAGCCGGCAAGGACUUUGUGGAUUUCCUUUUCACCCUUCUGUCUCUGCCGGUUGGAACUGUCAUUAGGCUCCUCUCUAAGGACAACAUGGUUGGUAGCUUAGGCCGACUUUACGACAGUGUCGAAAAUCUUAAUGACACAUACAUGCUUCCCAAUCUCAACAAGGACACUCUGCUGAAACCCACGUCCCCCAUUGGCUGCGCUAAUGUCCCACAUUUGCUUACAAGUGAUAGAUCAACGGUAAAAAAGGUGUACAUGUGUGGGAGCUACCACCGGUACGUGGCUGAUGACCCUAGGGCCGUUUGUCCACAGUGCAGAUAUACUAUAUCUAUCGAGGUGCCUUAUGUUGCUGCUCCAGCUACCGCUGAAGGAUCGUCUGGUGGCGGAGCAGGUUUUGUGAAAGAUAUUGUGACAUACAUGAUUAUGGAUAAUUUGGAAGUGAAGCCGAUGUCCACCAUAUCAUGUAUUGCUAUGCUCAACAAGUUCAACGUUACGGAGGUUGGCGCGCUUGAAGAGAAGGUUGUUCAUAUGGGCAUGGACGAGGGGCUGAAGCUGCUGAAGGCAUCAUUGGAAUCAAACAAUGUUCUCUCCAAUGUCUUCCUUUGUAAGAAAGAGGAGUAAACACGUCAACUUUGCGCUUGGUCCAGAGCGUAUAUGGCGUUUUGGAGCUUAAACGAAGUAGUAGUGACGAAAUAUCUAGCCAAACCUUCUAUGUAAUCGGUUGUAGAUCGACUUAAUCAACGUUACCGUGCUUCUUUUCAAGGGGCGUUUUCUGUUGAGGUGGAUGACCUGAGUUUAGCUAAAACCGCAUUAGAAAUUGCUGAAGUUGUGUGGCUAUAACUCUCCCCUAUUGCAUAUCUAGGCAGGUUCUUUGACUGAUUUGGUA
Messenger RNA from Pyrus x bretschneideri (Chinese white pear), 1080 nucleotides. RefSeq lists its product as uncharacterized. The record is from RefSeq and is a predicted model, not a curated record. Bases 129 to 815 code for a protein of 228 amino acids. The transcript is spliced from 3 exons. NCBI's taxonomy places the organism in Eukaryota, Viridiplantae, Streptophyta, Magnoliopsida, Rosales, Rosaceae.